AUGGCCCAAACAAAUCCAUCCCCGGUUGAAGAAACGGGCGUCAUAAUAUGUGGUGGUGGUCCGACAGGCGUGGUGCUUUCGGCACUAUUGGGGGCAUUGAAGGUGCCAAACAUCGUGCUGGAAAAAGAGAAAGAUAUUACCACCGACCCGAGAGGGAUUGCAUUGGACGAAGAUGGCAUUAGAAUACUUCAAUCCAUUGGAAUCUAUGAUAAGAUAUACACUCAAAUCGGUUCAUGCAUGGAGAUAUUCAAUUUUGUCACCGGAACGGGGUCAGAUUUGUACAAAAAGCCGAUGGUUGCCAUGCACUACAAAACCACCGAAGGAGGCACGGGGCACGUUGGUUUCAUUUGUCACAAACAGCCAGCGAUGGAAAAGGCCAUCCGAGAUCAAAUUGAGAAAACGCCCCUGUCCGAAAUUCGCACCGAGUGCACGGUAACAGGAGUGAGUGAGGAUUGCGACAUGGCCUAUGUGGAAUACACCAAUUCCCGAGGAGAAACCAAGAGACUGAAGGCCCCGUUUCUGGUUGGAGCGGAUGGGAAGACGGGUUAUGUUCGGAAAAGAUAUCUUGAACCCAAGGGCAUCGUCAUGGAACGGUGUAAAGAGUCGACCUACGAGGAAACAUGGGUGGCAUUGAAUUGGCACAUUUCAUUGCCGACCGAAAAAACCCACCCAAACUUUCCUCUCUGGCGACUCGGGUACACGCCGCAGGAUGUAUACGAUCUAUUCUUCCCCAAAGAGUUCCGGUUUCUGUGCAACCCCAAAAGACCCUCAGUGUGUGGGCGCUUUGGUCUUCCUUCCGAUCGGUUGUGGAGAUUUGAGUUCGUCGUACAAAAGGAUGAAGAUGGCCAUAAAAUGGCCACUCCAGAGGAGACGCGCAAAAUUAUCUAUCCGUAUCUGACGCAUCCGGGAAGCCGGUAUGGGGUCGAUUAUCCCGUGAGAUAUCCUGAAGAUUGCAUCAAGACACUCCGGUCCCGUCCUUUCUCAUUUGUGGCCCGAAGUUGCAACAAAUGGGCGUUGGGAAGAGUCGUUCUGGCCGGUGAUGCGGCUCAUGUCUUUCCUCCGUUUGGCGGCCAAGGAAUUGCGUCAGGCUUUCGAGAUGCAUCCGCACUGGCAUGGCGCUUGGCGCUGUUACAUCGCAACCCCAUUUUGAAUCACGAAAACAUACUCACAGCUUGGUAUAUGGAGCGCAAACAACAACUGGAAAGAUCCCUGGCUGCCACGAUCACAAAUGGGGAGUAUGUGACGGAAUCUGACCCGAUCAAAGUCUUUAUUCGAGACUGGUACAUGUGGGCGAUCCAACUCAUUCCGAGCUGGAGACGAGAAAUUCAAAAAGGAGCUCGCGCCGAAGGUAUGACGAGAUAUCGACACAGCAAAGGGAUGCCAUUUGUUCCAGAAAUGGGAGGUGGCUUGCUUCUACCACAAGUGUAUGCGUAUACGUUCAAGACGAACCGUGUCUCCUUCACGGACGAUCUCAUUUUCUCGGUGGACAAGACGGGUCUCUUCCAACUUUUGAUUUUGCCGGACAGUUUGGACGACAUUGGCGCUUUCACGGACGGUCUGAAAGACAUCGAUGCGAUUUCACACAAUCUCCUACGGUCUGACGAAGCCACGGUGUUGGUUCAAUCUUCCAAAACCUCCUCUCUGCUGGCUCAUCGGAAUAAGGCUGCUCGUAUAGCGACGGCGGAAGAAUUUGCGGCGGACCCGGUUCUGUGCAAGAACCGACCACCACCAAUCGGCUAUGACGAGCGGCGAAUUCGAAAGGAGGUCCAGGGUAAGAAAUUUUUGAUUUUGAGGCAUGAUCGCUUUGUUUUUGCGGCCUGCAAUACGCUUUCGGAGCUCAAGGACGCUGCGAGACGACUUGUGACAGCUCUCGAGAUGUAA
Messenger RNA from Rhinocladiella mackenziei CBS 650.93, 1881 nucleotides. RefSeq lists its product as uncharacterized. Gene Ontology annotation, biological process: 3-(3-hydroxy)phenylpropionate catabolic process. The transcript is spliced from 4 exons. Gene Ontology annotation, molecular function: FAD binding; 3-(3-hydroxyphenyl)propionate hydroxylase activity. The record is from RefSeq and is a predicted model, not a curated record. Bases 1 to 1881 code for a protein of 626 amino acids. NCBI's taxonomy places the organism in Eukaryota, Fungi, Ascomycota, Eurotiomycetes, Chaetothyriales, Herpotrichiellaceae.